Molecule: messenger RNA, 402 nt
Organism: Geodia barretti
Lineage: Eukaryota; Metazoa; Porifera; Demospongiae; Tetractinellida; Geodiidae
Source: the annotation of a GenBank genome assembly
AUGGCCGGAAAGAUUGAGAUCCGUCAGAUCAACCACGUAACCACCAUGGUGAAGGACACGGCCCGGGCAAUGGCGUUCUACAACGACCUGCUGGGCAUCAAGCAGAUCCAGAGCCAGGUGGACAACCCGGCCAUCACCUGGCUGCAACUCGAAAACGGCAUCAUGGUGCACCUGAUCGAAACCGACGAAGCGCCGGCCAAGCCCGGCAACAUCCAUCACGCGUUCCAGGUGGAUGACCUGGAGGCCACCCGCGCCACGCUGGAGAGCAGCGGCUACGAGCCACUGCGCGGCGGGGUGCGCUACGACGGGCAGGCCUACUUCUUCAUCGAAGACCCGGAUGGCAACAGCGUCGAGAUCUGCACCGCGUCGGGCUACGCGCCGGCGCCGCCGCGGCCGGCGUAA